AUGGAUCGUUUCCAUAUGACAACAUUUUUGUGUUCUCAAACAGAAAAUACAAUCGUAGCAUCACUUUUAGCUAGUAAAAUUUAUCAAAUUGCUGCCGAAUCUGAAAAAAAUUUUGAAAAAAAACUUGUUUAUCGAAAUCGAAAGAAAAUAUUCGAUAAACAUGCAACAAUAAUAAUGAAUCGAUGUUUUAAUAUAAAUGAAGAUUUAGCAGUUCAAAUAUUGACAUCACAUUCUGAAGUCUAUUUUGAUUAUAGUCCAUUAGAAUUGGCCGAAGAAAUUGGUAGCCAGUCAUUUUUGGGAACAAAAUGUGUACAAAAAUAUCUUGACAGACAAUGGAGCGGUGCUGUCAUACGUGAUAUAAAUUCAUCAAUAUGUAUUCGUACUCUACAGACAUGUCUAAUAAAUCCCAUAUGUUUACCUGGUCCUGGUUUUGAAUUUUUUAGAUCACCAUGCGUGCGAUUUCGAUUAAAUAUUUUAUUUACAAUUAUGUUUCUAUUCUUGUUCAGUACUGUUCUACUUCAUGAUUAUCGACCUAGCAAUGGUAAUAAAGAGAAUUUUUUUGGUAUAUCAUGGAAAGAAAUAUUUGUUCAUAUUUGCAUGAUCGGUAUUAUCGCGGAUGAAAUCUUUCAAGUAAAAUUUUUAUAUUGUACACUGAUUACAUAUUCAUGA
Rotaria sp. Silwood2 is the source of this 669-nucleotide messenger RNA. The record is from the annotation of a GenBank genome assembly. Lineage: Eukaryota; Metazoa; Rotifera; Eurotatoria; Philodinida; Philodinidae.